AUGGAGGCUAGAGAAAAACUGAAGGAUCUGAACAUGACGGCGGAUGAGGUAGAAAGAUUCACGAAGGCUUUCAAAGAUGAGACGUUCAGGGGGAUGCUGCUGGAUUACGCCAAAGAAGUGUCGGAUCCUGAAAAUAAGAAAAAAUACGAAAAGGAGAUAAAACAGUUGGAGGAAGGGAAAGGAAACAGCGUUGAUUUCAUCCACCCGGAACCAUUUAGAGCGCUGCGGACGAGCCUGAACGGGGAGCAGAAGUGCUUCAUUAACAUCUGUGCCAACGGGAAAGUUGGUAAGCCUGAGUUUAAUUGGGGGGUGUCCGAGGAUGGUAGCAGGGGGCAGCACUGGUCCCUGCCCCACAGUUUGCACCCCGGAAGACCAAACAGAGAUCGAAAGGGCAACAGUUUCAUGAUCUUUGAUGUUAUUUUCCAUCCUGACACACUUCACAUAGCAAGCAAGAACAAGAGGUUCAUGGACAUGGUGGACGACACAGCCAUUCAGGGAAUCCAGGGAUGUUUCAAAGUUAUUCUGGACAAAAAUAAUGUGAGAGAGUUGUCCAUCAAAUAUAAAGGGACCCCACAACCUUGUGUGAUUCGAAAACCGAUCCCUGGCUACAAAGCUAAGGAGCCCUCAGCAGAGCCUGACCCUCUCGCUUACCCUUACCCUGAUGAGCAAAGCUUUAGCUCAACCGCAAAAUCUGAGCUGAAAGAAGUUCCUAGAGACAAGAACAGUGGUGACAAACCCUUGACCUUCAAGGUGGAGCUACAGAAACCCAAAGAGCCAACAGUACCAAACUACACACUGAAACACCGAUCUUUCAUUGACCUGCAGGACUUUAGAUGUUCAAGAGACUCGGCCCAGAGCCCAAGACCUAAAGAGAUAGUUGUCACCAUUGACAUGCCACUUCUCAAGACAGCCAGGGACACUACUGUAGAAGUCAAGGGGAAAAGCCUGUGGCUGGAAUCAAUAAAACCAGCCUACAGACUAGAGGUGCCCUUAGCAUACCCUGUGGAUGAGGAUAAAGGACAGGCAAAGUUCAACAAACAAAAAGGACAGCUGACCAUCACGCUGCCGGUUCUUCCUUCAAAGGAUGCUUUAGAUUUCGUCAAGGGUCUCACUCAGAUUGUUGGCAACAAUGAGAAGGAGGAGGAGGAGGAAAAUGGAGGGACCAUAGAGAAACUGAGGGACCAUAAAAGGGAAGAUGGUCUAUGUGAAGAGGAGGAUGAAAAUCAUGUGGAGGAUGAGAACUGGAAAGAGCAGAAUAUAGAAGGUGAGAAAAUUGAGGAGGAAAAAAGUGGGCAAGGAGAAACCAACAAAUGGGAAGAGAGACGUGACAAAGCAGCACAGGCAGAGGGUUCCUGUGCAACAAGUUUCCCAGUGGGGACUGUUGUCCCACAGAUAAACCUGUCCGCUGAAGAGAACGAGUUAGAACCUGUUGAUAAUAGCAUGACCUCACAUUACACUGAAGACAAAUCCAUCUCAGCCUUAGAAAAUAACAUGGAGUUAGCUAAACUCUUCAGAUGCAUUGGAGAAGAGGAGGGAGGAGGUUCAGAAAACGUUUCUAUAUCAAGUCCCCAGAUAAAGACUUCAGAGCUGAAUGGAGAUGCUGGAAUGACUGCAGAGAAUGAUGAUUAUUCAAAUAAGAAUCUGAAUAAGAAGAUGGAGUUGGACGCCUCACCUCUGAAUCAAAUAUACUGUGAAAACUCCCAAACCCCCACAGCUUUGGCAGUCAUGGUACCUGGCCCAAACAGCAACCCGUGUAAAGAUGGCAGCAUGCCACAGCGGAUCACAGAGAUUAGAGACACACCUGAGCUACAUGAAGGCAGAGAGAACACCCACCCCACUACGGAAGUUACCAUAGGCCUAGGGGCAGGUGUGGAGAAGGAGGACAUGGAUGAAGAUGACUUGCAGGUGGAGCAGACCUUCGCAAUGGAAGACCACAAUGAGAAGCCACUUCCAGUCUUGCUGAGGGAGAUCGAUGAGAACGGGGAGGAGACGGUCAUCUGUGAUCAUUCCACACGUGCUGGGUUCGCCUUCCAAAACUCCCUGCUGUAUGAACUGGACUGAUUUGUACUGUAUCCGAGAGCAGAUUUUGGUACCUCAAAAGCAAUUGCUUGAGAGGCAGUAAGUAUUUUGCUUUAGUUAAAAGAAUGUGAUGCAUAUUUAUGAUCGACAGCAAGUUGUGCGCAAAUUCCACAGAUGUGAAUGCAAGUCAUGUCUGCUAUGGCUGAGGGUAUUUAUUCACCCCCCUUCACAUGUGCAGCUUGUUCAGUAAAUAUGAUCCAUUUGAGCAUCACAAGAUGGAGACGAUGCUCUGGAAAAGUCAAUGUUGAGACCUAGGAGCAUUUCCGGAGAUGUUCAAUACCGGUGCAAGUGAGAAUAAAGCCUCAUUUAUUAAUCUUUUU
Molecule: messenger RNA, 2399 nt
Organism: Lampris incognitus (smalleye Pacific opah)
Lineage: Eukaryota; Metazoa; Chordata; Actinopteri; Lampriformes; Lampridae
Gene: dnaaf2
Product: dynein axonemal assembly factor 2
Exons: 2
Coding region: 1-2061 (686 amino acids)
Biological process (GO): axonemal dynein complex assembly
Cellular component (GO): cytoplasm
Source: RefSeq, a predicted model, not a curated record